This is a messenger RNA of Scomber scombrus (Atlantic mackerel), 1415 nucleotides long. Its product is annotated as heterogeneous nuclear ribonucleoprotein L-like. NCBI's taxonomy places the organism in Eukaryota, Metazoa, Chordata, Actinopteri, Scombriformes, Scombridae. Gene Ontology annotation, biological process: regulation of RNA splicing; mRNA processing. Gene Ontology annotation, cellular component: nucleus. Gene Ontology annotation, molecular function: mRNA binding. The record is from RefSeq and is a predicted model, not a curated record.
GUUCGAGUCAGUCGGCGACGCCCAGAAAGCCAAACUGGCUCUGAAUGGAGCCGACAUCUACGCCGGCUGCUGCACGCUGAAGAUCGAAUAUGCUCGGCCCAACAGACUGAACGUCGUCCGCAACGACAACACCAGCUGGGAUUACACCAAACCUUUCCUCCUGCACCGAGAGCGGGGGAAGGGAAGGCAGCGUCAGGCCAUCCUCGGAGAUCAUCCCUCCAACGGCUACGGCCCACAGCGCCCCCUGCUGCCUCUGCCCGCUAACAGCAGGUACAGGAGGAGCAGCCAGGAGGUGCAGGACGUGGUCUGCUAUCCUCUGCUCCCUCACAAGACCUCCUCCACCUGUUCCUCCUCCUCCACCUCUUCUUCUCUCCUGGGCCUCGCCGCCUCCAGCUCCGUUGCCAUGGUGAGCAGCCUGCAUCCCGUCCAGAUGAACUGCAGCCGCAUCUUCAAUCUCUUCUGUCUCUAUGGCAACGUGGAGAAGGUGAAGUUCAUGAAGAGCGUUCCCGGCACGGCGCUGGUGGAGAUGGGAGACGAGUACUCGGUGGAUCGAGCCGUGACUCACCUCAAUGGAGUCAAAGUGUUCGACAAGAAACUCAACGUGUGUGUGUCCAAGCAGCGGUCGGUGAUCCCCAGUCAGGUGUUUGAGUUGGCCGACGGCAGCAGCAGCUAUCAGGACUUCAGUCUGACCAGAAACAACCGAUUCAGCGGCGCUCAGACCAGCAGGAACAUCAUCCAGCCGCCGGCCGCCGUCCUGCACUUCUACAACGCCCCCCCCACCCUCAGCCAGCACCAGCUGCACGAGCUCUGUGAUGAACACAGCGUUCCCGCCUUCACCAAGUUCAAGAUCUUCGAUGCCAAACCCAGCUCUAAGACUCUGUCGGGUCUGUUGGAGUUCGACAGUAAGACUGAAGCAGUGGAGACUCUGACUGUUCUCAACCACCAUCAGAUCAGAAUACCCAACAGCUCCAACCCUUUCACCCUGAAGCUCUGUUUCUCUACUUCCUCACACCUGUGACCUGAAAGCAGCUCACAGGAAGUCAGCUCGGCACAAACCACAAAAAAAAGGACAAUGUUUAUGUUCGCUCGGCUCGGUGCGAAGCAGGAAGUGACGAGAACCGCACACUUCUUCCCUGAACGAUGAUGAUGAUGAUGAUGAUGAUGUCAGCAGCUCGAGAGGAAAUCUUCGUCUUCUUCUUCGGCUGAACAGUUUGGUUUAAUCUCACAUUGAUCAGUAAAUAUCAUCGGUGUCGUCUUUCAUACCCUGAAGAUAAACAUAUAAACUGUAGUGAUGUUUGUAACUCAGGGAGGAAACAUUAACAACUGUCAACCAAUCAGAUUUCAGCUACAGACCGUAGGAAUAUUACGAGAAUAAAGUCGAAAUAUUACGACUUUAUUCUCCUAAUGUUACGACU